Drosophila sechellia is the source of this 4634-nucleotide messenger RNA. RefSeq names its product Inositol 1,4,5-triphosphate kinase 2 (gene IP3K2). Gene Ontology annotation, biological process: inositol phosphate biosynthetic process; phosphatidylinositol phosphate biosynthetic process. The transcript has 5 exons. Gene Ontology annotation, cellular component: cytoplasm; nucleus. The record is from RefSeq and is a predicted model, not a curated record. The coding region runs from base 2101 to 4107 and encodes 668 amino acids. Gene Ontology annotation, molecular function: inositol hexakisphosphate kinase activity. NCBI's taxonomy places the organism in Eukaryota, Metazoa, Arthropoda, Insecta, Diptera, Drosophilidae.
ACAGCGCGAUAUAUCGAGUCGUUAUCGUCGACGUCGGUCUCGGUGUUUUUGUUGCUCUCUUCGUUGUUGGUGUUGACGGCAUCGAAGAUUGUACAAUUGUUUUUAUUAGAUAACGAGCAAAUUUGUAUUUAAGAACGGAUCGCAAUCCGAAACCAAGCCCAGCUAGAUGGAAAUAUAAUGCGAAUAUAUAUUGGAAGAUAAGGGAAGGAAGAAAGGAAUGGAAUAUCAUAUGAUCGAUUAUAUAUUAUUGGGAAAACUCAAAGAAUCCUAAGUUCUUUUAAUCUUCUUUGGCUUAUUGAAUAGCAUAUCGCUUUGCUCUUUAUAACUAACUUUAUAAAUAACUAUUAAUAUACAAGCAGCAAAUAGCAUUGGUUUAAGAAAUAUCACACAUACGCCAUGUAUGCCCGAGCUAUUAAUAAACAACAGAGUUGGCAAAAGAUAGAGAGUAGGGUAAAUCGCAGUCUUAAAAAUUGUAGUUGCUAAUAAUAUACACAUUAUUAAGGCUUAAGUAUAAAGAAAGCCAUGCCAAGCUUAACUUUAGUUCGAUCUAAGAUCUUUGUGGUCAAAUACUUUGAGCCCUUAUUAUAGCCCUGUUUUGCAGCCAUAUAGCUGAGAUAAGAUCUCGUUCCUUAUGAUAUAUACCCACAUCUUACUGAUAACUUAAAACCAGAAAGAUAUCAUUAAUUAACACGCUAGGUAAAACUGUGUAGUAACUUUAUUAGAGCUCUGAAUAUUCUGGAAUUGCUGAUAAAGUCGAAACCCUUGUCCCACUUACUAGCACUUAGUAUUCAAGCCCUUGCAAUUGCAACCCUUGACUUGAAUCAGAAUUAGAUAAGCCAAAUGUAUAGUAGGCGAUCGCCGAGCACCGAGUAGUAUUACAAAGUACGUUAAGCGGAGAGAUCUAUGGUUGAUAUGGGGAGUACCAAAGUUCUCUAGAUGACGGCGAAACAGGCUUGUUGUUGUGUUGUUGAUAUUGCUGGUGUUGCUUUGUUGUUGAUGUUGCUGGCGUUGUUGAUGUUGCCGGUGUUGUGUGGCUCAUGUUGCUGUUGGUGCUUCGUUAUCGCCUCACGGCGACGGCGUCAACAUUUGCAAAUGACGUCAAAUGUUAUAAAGAAAUUUCAGUUCGCAUAUACAUGCCUAUGUAUUGGUAUUUGUAUGGCAGGAGAUAUAUAUGUAUAUAUACAUAUAUAUAUAAGCGAGUAUUGUUGCUGUUGUGCACUGGCGUAACUGGAUAGCCGCGUCGCUGGCAUUUCCAUUAUUAUCAUAAUGUGCUGUUCGAUUUGGGUUUCGGAUUGGAUUGGAUUGCCUUGCCCGACUCUGGGCGGUUUCGCUUGUGGUUGCCGCUCGAUGGUGUCGCUGUUUGCUAGUUGGUGCCGCUGGUUGCCGAUGUAGCCGGUGACCAUUGGCCAGUUUGACCAUUUUGCCAGCUUCUAGCUUCGGAUGCCGCAGAUGGAGCUGCCAAGAUGCCAACACGCUCCGACAAUGCCUACUUAGUUUCGUCUAUCUUUGCUUUUUGCGAACUGCGUUACAUGGCACAUACAUAUGUAUGUGGUAAAUUUAAUCAAUUUUGAUUGAUGUGUGCGCAUUACAGCAGCAGCAGCAACUGCAACAAACACAUCUAUAUAAGCCCAAAAGCAGUCAAAAGCCAAAGACUCAGCUGCAACGAAGCGAUGAUUCCCUGAUCAAGAAGGGAUUCAGCGUACUCCAAAGUGGAACUAUAGGAACUGUCAGGUGAAAGUAAAUCCUCAAUAGGCUUUACUGGGCAAGCAGGCAGAUCUAAAUGCUCUAUAGACUCCCAUGUUCAGUGACUUGAUGGAAGGGUAUCUGGGUGGCUUGGGGAUCCAUUUGAUCCGCUCAAUCGCUCGUUAUGAUCGUGGCGGGGAAAUAUGAUGUGGUUUUUAGGCGCGAACGGGUUCGCAAGUGCGCAGAAUGCGAAGUGCAGCGACUGCUCAGCUCUCCAGCUCUCUGACUCCGAUCUGUGUAUCUCAAUCUUCGAAUUUUCGUUACCCAAUUUGCAGAAGUACAUACAUAGUUGCAUUCGCUACCAGAUACCGCCACUGAUGCACUUAACCGAGUGCCGUGGGCCAUAAUCCAUGUAAGAUGUCCGUGUGCGCCCUCAGCCAGCCACAGCCGCCGAAUACACCCAAUCAGAAUCAGAAGCAGAAGAACGGGCCAGCGAGAUUACCGGCCUUGGCAACCGGAAACGGAAGUACAAGUGGCAUAACACUGAACGGCAAGGCCAAGGGCUCCGUAACGCCACCGACGCCGCCGCCCUCGCCGCAGGUACGGAUCUACGAGGACUUCGACAGGAUGAGCGCCAAGGAGGUGUACUACAAUGAGGCGGGCAAGAAGGUGACCGUGAAGCUGCUGCACUUCCCAGACGUUCCGCCCGAGGAGAUAUCCAAAUUGAAAUUCGACGAUGAUGAUGACGACGUCGAUGAAGAGAAGGAGGAUGGAAAUGGAGACGAAAACGAAAAUGGUGACGAUGACGAUGGCGAAGACAAGGGCGAGGAGGCCGAUGAGGAUAGCGAUUCCGGACGCAGACCGACAUCGGCGGACAGCGAGGAUGCGGGCCAGAAGUCGGAGACAAGUGGCGGUGCCAGCAAUGCCACCGCUUUGCCCAGUUCCUCCAAGAAGAUCUUUCGCCGCAAGCUCUCCGGCAACAAUAUGCAGCCACGGAAAUGCAGCUUGGCCUUCGCCCAGGCCCAUGGGAUUCGCCAGCGGGCGGAGAAGAAGCUAUCGAUGCCGACCAUUAGCAUUACGGCCAAUUCGGGCGAGCAUGUGGCCCACAAUUGUGGCCUGCGCCUGAACUUGGGCCGCAAGCUGUCGCAACAGCAUUCGCUGCCCCUGGGCUCACCCACCUCGCCCGCAUCGCCAACGAGUCCGGGACCGCGACGAUCGCAUUCGCCGCUGGGCCAAAGUCUGUGUCCCGGCUACAUCCAGUACUCCAAGUCGCUGCUGGAGGUGCCCAUGCCACGGGACUACGGCUAUGCCAGCAGCGAUGAUCUCAGCUCCGAGUGGGACUCGGAUGUGUCCACCUCAGCGGCCGGCUCGGCAACGGGAUCGGGAUCGGGUACCGCAUCCCAAGCCACCACCGGCAAGAAGAGCUCCGGCUGGCGAAAGAUCCGCAACAUCGUCCAGUGGACGCCCUUCUUCCAGACGUACAAGAAGCAGCGCUAUCCAUGGGUCCAACUGGCCGGGCACCAGGGCAACUUCAAGGCGGGUCCCGAGCCGGGCACCGUGCUCAAGAAGCUCUGUCCUAAGGAGGAGGAGUGCUUCCAGAUUCUCAUGCACGAUCUGCUUCGGCCCUAUGUGCCUGUUUACAAAGGUCAGGUGACCAGCGAGGAUGGCGAACUCUACCUGCAGCUGCAGGAUCUGCUCAGUGACUAUGUACAGCCGUGCGUGAUGGACUGCAAGGUGGGUGUGCGCACCUAUCUGGAGGAAGAGCUGUCCAAGGCCAAGGAGAGGCCCAAGCUGCGCAAGGACAUGUACGACAAGAUGAUCCAGAUCGACAGCCACGCCCCCACCGCCGAGGAGCACGCGGCCAAGGCGGUGACCAAGCCACGUUACAUGGUCUGGCGGGAGACCAUCUCCAGCACGGCCACGCUGGGAUUCCGCAUCGAGGGCAUCAAGAAGAGCGAUGGCACCAGUUCCAAAGAUUUCAAAACGACGAAGUCACGCGAACAAAUCAAGUUGGCCUUUCUCGAGUUCCUCAGCGGUCACCCACAUAUUUUGCCCCGCUACAUUCAGCGUUUGCGAGCCAUAAGGGCCACCCUGGCGGUAUCGGAGUUCUUCCAGACCCACGAGGUCAUCGGCAGCUCCCUGCUCUUCGUCCACGACCAGACCCACGCCAGCAUAUGGCUAAUUGACUUCGCCAAGACGGUGGAGCUGCCGCCGCAGCUGCGGAUCGAUCACUACUCCGCCUGGAAGGUGGGCAACCACGAGGAUGGCUAUCUCAUCGGUAUCAACAAUCUCAUUGAUAUCUUUGUGGAGCUGCAGGCAUCCAUGGAGGCGGAGGCGCAUGCGCAAGCGCAGGCGGAGGCCAUUCAGUCACCCGUUUCUGGCGGAGAUCCAGCAGCGGAGACGGGUGAAGAAAGCAAACCCUAAUGGGAAAUCUAUACAUUUCUACACGGAGGUUUGGGGCUGGGCCCCGGAGACAAAGACAUUUCCAAUUUCCGAAUCGAUUAAUCCCCAAUUCCUAGGCUAAGUUAUACUUUUUUUUUUUGUUUUUUUUUCUAACAGUUUGCGUACAUUUAACCCCUUAAGUUUAAAAUCAAAGACUGAAAUCACAAUAUGCAUACACAUAUUUUUACUAUGUACGAUAUACGCGUACAUAUACAUAUAUAGGAGAUAUAUAGCCUGGCCUAUAUGUGCUGCUGCUGUAGUGUAAUUUAUUUAUCCAAAAAAAAAAAAAAUUCACGUUUGGCGAAUCCUAGAGAUACCCAAAUGGCUGGAGACAAUCCCCACAAGGCAGUUGAAACUGUCGAUCGUAACGAUACGAAAAGUAACUAAGAAAUGAACACCCAACACGCAACAAGAGCUUAGACUAAGUUUUUAAUAUAAUGGUUAUGCGACUACCUACUAAAUACUACUAAUUGUGCACUAUUAAAUUCAGUUAAACCAGAAAAACGAAA